Electrophorus electricus (electric eel) is the source of this 2001-nucleotide messenger RNA. The record is from RefSeq and is a predicted model, not a curated record. NCBI's taxonomy places the organism in Eukaryota, Metazoa, Chordata, Actinopteri, Gymnotiformes, Gymnotidae.
AUGCGGCGCCACGCCACCCCAUCACUGUCGGGGCGCGGUACCGAGAACUGGUACAUUAAUCUAUCUAGUACUGUUAGCUCCGUGAAACACAGCAUCUUCCCCAUCACUGGGCUCGUAGACUCGUGUAGCAUUCGGUUCUCAGCAGAGAACCAGACCGCCCGGACAAGUUGUCAAGGACAGGAGUACACUCGUCAGAUAUUCGAGAUCAUCAUAAGAAACACUAGACCUGGCUUAUCUCAUUUGAGACUAGAGAAAGCUACAGUUCACCAUCUCAGUACCAUCCCAGGGUUCUACUUUAUUUUCUAUAUCUGGACACCCGAUAUGUCUGCCAUCUUGGUGCUGUUGCAGGUGGACAGGUGUGAGGCAACGCAGGGGUGGAGUCAGCACUGUACCACAGAUCUUCCUCAGAUGAGGAAGAGAGCCCUCAUCCUCGUCUACAUCUGGUUUACUGCUCAGAAAAAUGACAACGAUUUCCCUGUAGAUUUGGUCCAGUCACCAAGCAACACAAAGGGCCAGGAGCGCCAAUGCCUGACAAAAGUCUCUGUAUGCAUACAUACAUGUAAUAUGCUUCUUUAGGUUUCAGAUCAGUAAAUACCACAGUUUUGUAAUACAUUUGUAAUACAUUUUUAUAACUUUGGGUUUUGAUCCAGGCUUUAUAAUGUCACAUUGAGAAAUAUAGCUGUCAGCACAGGCUUUAAAUGAAUGGUUAGGAGCAUCUCUACUCUGCUACCACAAUUUCUCACUCAAGCCUAUGCAAAAAAGAACCUUUCAACACUACACUUUUGUACACAGAACAAGCAGAAUAUACUUUUUAAAAAUAUAUUUCCCUUGAAUAGAUGUUUAUCCUUCACUACAACCAGUAUCCCUACCAAUGUCUCAACCUGCUUUAACACCCUAAACAUCUUUCCUAAUGUUAUAUAAAACAUUUGUGUAGUUUGGUCACAAAAUGUAAGCGCCAACCGUCACAAUUCAAGAAUACUACUAAAGGACGUUCACUACUUGAACUGUGCAGUGCCUUGACUAUAAACAGUCCUGUAAGGGUGCCUUCUGUUUACUUAAUAUGCAACACCACAGCAGUUAAUGAUUCUGUUGCCUUGUAGACAUUAGACUUUUCUUGGUAUGUCUAUUUUUGUUGUUUUCUUUAGACAAGAAUCCUCUUAACAUUACAAUUCACUAAAAUCCAAUACCAACUGCAUAAAAAUCUUCCCCAUUGAUUCUAAUAGACACCCUUUAACAUACUUCAUUUUCUGAACACAUUCUUGUGGUCAGUGCUGCAUUCAGGGGAUCGUCAAACUCCUUAUGAAUAUCAUUAACCAAAUUUUUGGUUGUUUUUAAACCACAACAACCCACAAAUCUAACCCAUUAAUACAUUUUUAUUUAUCUGAUCAAUAAAACAAGGCUUGAUACAUGUUUAACCCUGUUGAUGUUUUUGAGGCAGAGGACUAAGCAGUAGUGCCCCCUUUAGGUUGUGUGUAUCAUGCACCAAUUUGCAUCCUGCAUUCCAGUCAGUCACUCAUUACACUAUUGCACCAUAAAUUGUUUACUAUAAAAUUCACUCCGACAUGCUCCAAUUUAACAUUUAGAUUAAGGCCUUAGGCUUACUUUUUGACCAUAGUUUCCUUCUGGACGUGUGUGUAAGAGGGAAGUCUUAGGGUAAUCAAAUUCAACAUAUUUCUUUAAAAAAAUAAAAAUAAAAAAUAAUAAUAAUUAAAACGUAGCCCAACAUUCAGCAUCCAGAAUAUCCCCACAGGAUUCUCAGCCAUGUUUGCAUGUACAUACAUCACUUCACAUGGUAGUUGGGAUGUGUGAAAACAUGGUAUUUCCAUGUGACUGGCAUUAAGGUAAAACAGUCUGAUUAUGAGAGAAGAUUUAUAUAGAUUCCAUCAGGCUCUUAGGUGCCUGUUAUUCAGCAGAACACUCACUGAACAUCAUGCUUAAUCACUGCAGAGCAGAACUCCAUGACAUCCUGCACAUCCAGCUCCAGUUACAAAAAGUGUCCAU